This is a messenger RNA of Caenorhabditis angaria, 1159 nucleotides long. The record is from the annotation of a GenBank genome assembly. NCBI's taxonomy places the organism in Eukaryota, Metazoa, Nematoda, Chromadorea, Rhabditida, Rhabditidae.
AUGAUGAUGUGGAAUCCGGGGGUGUUUGCUAUUUUUGAUUCAAAUGAUUUGAUCUACAAUUCGACUGAAGCAAGAGGCUUAUGGGAUUUGUCGAAUGCUGCAUAUUACACUUUUAAUAGCUCAUGUGUUGGAAGGUAACAUCAUUUUGUUAGAUGAAAAAUAUUCAGAAUAUUACAGUACUUUUUAUGAGCCUGACCAAAGCAUUUUUCUUCAUUCAUUCGACGCCGAAUGUGAUUCGAAAAAUAAUAAAUGUGGAGGAUUUAUAAGUGUAUCAAAUAAAAACAAACAAUUAUUUGUAUCUUAUCGAGGAACUGAUGUUAUUGUGAGUGAACACAUUUUUGACUUUUUCAAAAUGUGUUUUGUUAUAGACUCAAUUAAUGGCUGAAAUUAGUGAUACUUUAACUGCUCCAGUAAUAUUUUAUGGAGUUGGAACAACUGGAAAAUAUUUUAAAGAUGCACAUGAUGUUACCUGGGAUUUUGUGAGAAAAGUCUUAGAAAUGACUGAAUAUAUUGAUUAUGAUGUUGUAUUUACUGGACAUUCUUUGGGUGGAGCAAUGGCUUCUUUGGGUGCAACUCGAACUUUACUUUUAGGGUUAAGAAAAUCGAAUCAAAUAAAACUAGUAACAUUUGGACAACCGAGAACUGGAAAUAAAGAUUAUGCGAGUUAUGUUAACAAAAAUAUACCGUAUGCGUUUCGAGUUGUAAAUACAAAAGAUAUUAUUCCAAAAGUCCCUUUUUGUACAGCAAAUGUCAAAACAUUUUUCAAAAAGCAAAUGGAUUGUGAUUCAACUGUUGAUUAUGGUUAUUUUCAUCAUAAAAAUGAGAUAUGGUAAGUCGAUGAAUGAAAAAAUAACUAACAAUAAAAAAUUAAUUAUCUAGGUACCCAACUUCAAUGGUGAAUGAGUCAGCUUAUAAAAUUUGUGAUGGUUUUCCACUUGGAGAAGAUCCUUCAUGCUCUCAAGGGGUUGUUUAUAAACUUACCGAUCUUAUAAAUUCAAAUGCACUUCUUUUUGAUCAUCGAAGAUAUUUCAAUUCACAAGUUUUGAGUUCAAACAUUCUUUGUUCACCAAUCACAGAAGGCUCUUCAACUGCUGAUAAAAUAUCAAUAUUUUUCAAAAUAUUUAAAAAGAUUAAGGCGUUUCUCAAAAGCUUCUUUUAG